GUUAGUAAGUAUGGAUGGAAGUUUGUUACUCUUUCAAGGGAAAUUCACUGAACGGAUUUGUAUGAUUUGAAUUUAGUACGCAGAUAGGUUAUAGCCAGGAUUAACACAAAGGAUGCGAUGUAUCCCGAUUUGUUUCGGUGGCAUCAUUUUUUAUUUGUCAAAGCGAACCCGUUGGAACAGGUACCUAGGAAGUAAUUUGAUAUAUGUACCUACGUAUAUAAUAUCCGAUUCUGUUUUGUUAAACAUAAUAAACAUCUGUUUCUAAAACAAGGUCUUGAGUUCGAUCUAGGUUUUGAUAAAGAAUGUAUUAGUAUCCAUUAAAUACGACCUUAAUUUUAACAAAAUUCAUCAUCACUUUUAUCAUUCGAUGCCCUUGAUAAUUUAUGAUAUUCCUUAUCCUUAUUUUCAUUUCCCGUCAAAUACACAUAUAUACCUAAGUACCUACCAUUGUGGGUUGUCAUGGAUAUAUACGGUAUCAACAAAAAGUUCUCGAAACGGACACUACACACUUACUUAAUGCAUUUAAGUAAUAAAAGCAAUUGACUUUGUCAUUAUUGUUCCACGUUACCUGCUUUGUCGGGUCCGAGGUAGCACCUACUGUAUGAAUAUUUUAUUACUAGAUAUACCAAGUAGGUAAUUAAUUAUCGCAAUGGAAAUUUAUUUUUAGUUGCUUAGAAUGCGUCAAACGUCAAAUAACAAUUCAAAUUUGUUGGAAACACGUUCGUUAAUAGACGUAACCGAAACGUCGCAGUAACCUAAGAGCAGAAAGAGAAGAGAAAUAUGGCGAAGGAAAAAGUACAGGAGUUGCAUCCAAAACCAGAUGCUCAACGGGACUAUAAAAAGAAAAUUGCUAGCAUCGUCUACACAAUAAAGCCACUGAUUUUUCUGGAAUACUUCUACGGCAUAUACAGAUUCCAGCUCGUUGACGGAGAGUUACGACCAUCAAGCUGGAGAAUAAAAAUAUUUGGUAUUCUGUCUUUGGCUGUAAUUUUCUUAUUGUUUGUCAUGAACUUUAAAUUACCGGCCGUGAUGACCGGUGCUGAAAAUAUAAUAGACACCAUGGACGAAGUCCCCACCGUUGUUGUUUUGAUUCAAUACACCACUUCCGCAAUAACAGCAAGUUUUCUUGUCAAUGCGCUUAACAUUCGCAUAAUGACUGUCCUUGGGGAAUUAGAUUCCAUGUUAAACGUUGAAACAUCCUCUGAUUUUUAUAAGAAUUCACGUUCGGAAACUAUAAAAUUCAUUGCUUUAUUCACAAUUUGUCAUAUUAUUAACGUCAUCAUAGACUUGGUAACUGAAAACGACAUUCAACUCAUGAGAAUCAUCGUAUUACCGAUGUACUACGUACAAACACUAGAAAUUGUUGUUUUCUGUAAAUAUGUUGCUAUGAUGAAGAGCAGACUACUUAUGAUCAAUAAAUAUUUGAAAACAUUUGUCCAUGAGCAAGAAAAACAUAACAUUGUGGUGUUCACUGUGAGAGAUAAACAAAAGGACUCUGAUGAAGAAUACAACUACAUUGGGAGGCCUUCGGAAAGUAAUGUCAAAAUCCGUAACCUGGCCACGACGUAUGAUUCUAUUGGGAAGGUCUGCGCCAUGAUCAACGAAACUUUCAACUUUCAGAUAUUCAUGACUCUUGUAUCAACCUUUACUUAUGUCGUGAUCACCAUUUGGACAUCGCUCUUCUAUUACAAGCAGCCUGAAAAUUAUUCUGGUGAACUGGUAAAUAUAGCAGUUUGGUGUUUCAGCGCAAUUCUGAACGUAGCCCUUAUAUCGCUAGCUUGUGAACGAUUGCUUUUGGUCCGCAAUGAGACUAAGGUUCUUGUUAACAAGGUCAUCAUGAAUUACGACUUGCCGAAGACAAUGAGAGUGCAGGCGAAGGCGUUCAUGGAGCUGGUGGAGGCGUGGCCUCUGCGGAUUUUCAUCUAUGACAUGUUCUCGGUGGACAUAACGCUCAUGCUUAAGUUCAUAAGCGUAUCGACGACGUAUUUGAUUGUGAUUGUACAAAUAUCUCAUUUCAUUUAAAUGAAUAUGAAUAUGUAGAAACGUUUGUACAAUGCUUGUGUGUUAGUAUUAGAUUAGAAUUAAAGUGUUAAUAAAAGACUUGCAGCUUUAUUUGACUUUCCUUUCUGUAUUUAGAAAUAGAAAACCACUUUACUAUUGUUUCAUCAGUAAUUGACAUUUAAAGAGUUAAAGACGAUCUUCAUCAAUCUUUACUCGAUUUUAAUCUAAGUUUACGAUUUUGGUUUUCUUCAACUUUAAAUUUCUGUUGCAUUGCCGGUUCUAAUGUAAGCAUGUAUUAAAUGAACCUUACUGCGGAGGGUUUUUAUCCCGACAAUUAUUCUAACACCAUAGUCAAAUCCAUCCAACAGUAAAAUUAUAAAAACACCUUCUUUAAAUUUCAAGGACUUUGUGUACUCGUAAGUCGCAUACUAAAGAGAAAAAAAAGAGAAAGAAAGAAGAAAAAAGCAAAUGAUA
Messenger RNA from Trichoplusia ni (cabbage looper), 2475 nucleotides. RefSeq lists its product as uncharacterized. The transcript has a single exon. NCBI's taxonomy places the organism in Eukaryota, Metazoa, Arthropoda, Insecta, Lepidoptera, Noctuidae. Gene Ontology annotation, cellular component: axon; dendrite; membrane. Gene Ontology annotation, biological process: sensory perception of taste. The record is from RefSeq and is a predicted model, not a curated record. The coding region runs from base 781 to 2022 and encodes 413 amino acids.